AUCACGCCAAGACGUCCACCAAGACCGGAGAGUGAAAAGGAACGUAGGAACAGCCAGCGUCUGAGCGCACAGUUCACACACAUGGGUCACCUUCCAGGUGCUUCACCAGAGAAUUGUGACUCGGGAGAUGAUGACGGGCCGCCACCUCUACCAGUGAAACAUUCCGAAAACAGCAAGCUGAGCUUUGACGCCCCACCACUUCCUUCCCGCCAGUCCCUCACUCCAACAAAAACUCCUCGCAAGUCUAAGCCAUCUGUGAAGGCGUCUCAAUCUUUGGAACUGAACUCCAACCCCCUUGAAACUGCCCCACCUCUGUUACCAGAGAAAAUCACUCCAAGCCGAUCUUUUGAUGGUGAAAGUUUGUGAUAUAACAUUAUCUUGAUAGUAUAGUUAUGUAUAUUGUGAAUAAGAAUGAAUUGAAAUGCAGGCAUUUCACUAGAAUAGUUUUAUUUGUAGGAGGACUGUAGAAACACAUUACACGCCUUAAGUUUUUAAAACUAAAAUGCAAUCUAAUUUAACAAAGGAAUAUAGAUUGUUAAAUACAUGUAGUUGCUAUUAUUUGUAAUGUCAUUUUUUAAUGUUAAAAUGUAAUUUUAACAGUGUUCGGCAUUUGUGAAAGUUAAUAAAUGGGGUUGAUAGAAAAAUAUUUUAUUGUGAUAAGGGCUUUUUAGUCAGAUGUAUUUAUUUUGACUUUUUGGAAUAUGAUAAUUGAUCAAAAUGUUGUUUGUUCAGAAAUGUUUAAUUUAUGUAUGGUAUGAUGGAAUGAUUGGAGCAUUUUUAUCUAAUUAGUCUUUGAUCAUUUAAUGUGUAAGGCACUAAAAUGGAUUCUUCAUUGCAUGACAUCAUCAAACUUUUCAUAGACUACUGAUAUAGACGAUUUAACUCUUUUAACUGCUGCUAACUAUGCUCACCUUUACACAUGAACUAUUUUAUCUUGUUCAGUAAGCUUGAUCUUCACAUGCUAAGCUUCUUCAAGCUUUUAACCUGAUUUUCAUUUCCGAGUGUCAAAGAUGAACCCUGGCUUUAAUUCAAAUUUGUGGCAUACUAUUAUUGUGAAUUCACUUAAUUUCGUGGGCAUGAAAUUUCGUGGUUUUGUCACAGAAUAUUUUUGUGGGUUCUUAAAUUUGUGGAUUGUCUUUUUUUCUAAAAGGUAAAAUGUAAAUAAUGUGGUGCAAAAUAAUCUUACAGCAGACAAAAUAAAAUUUUGUUGGAUGUUAAAUUCGUGGAUUGACCUUUCCAAGAGAAGCCCAAAAAUUAGUGCCCCACGAAAAAUAAUGAUUUCAUAGUACAUUUGUACUUGAAAUUUGACAGACAAGAUAAUCAGCUAUCAAUCUGGGUAAUCACUACUGAUAUGUUAAGCCUGAUUCUGUACUAGUGUAUUGUGACAUUUGCGUUUCUACUUCUGCUUAAAGAGUCAGGUAAUAGACAAUUCUAAGUGUCCAUUAUUCUUUUGAUAGUAAUUGAAACAAAGUUAAGGUAUUUUUGUAUGAGUUACUGUGUUCAUUUAGAUUUUGUUAUGUGAAAUUGCAUUUGCAAGUACUGUUCAUUUAUUUUUUAAUGCUAAUGAAACUUCACAGAUUAAAUGUACAGUCAUUUAACUGCAUUUCUAUUGAGGUGCAGAUUCUUUUGUACUUUGAGGGGAAAAGAGUAAAAAGUAUUUAUACUAGUUUAUUAUUGAUUACUUUUUAAUAUGCUUCUUCAUAGAAACAAUGCCAGGUUAUGUUCAACUUAAGAUUUCUGACCAACUUUGACAUUCCAUAUUAUACCUAAUAAUUCACUCCAGCUUGCACAGGGAUUUCUGGGAUCAAAAUACUUUAUUGUUUUAUCUUUGUUUAAUAUUUAGAGACAGAACUAAGUCUAAUUUCCAAGAUACACAUAUGUUUUUUCAAAGUUUAACUGUAUAAAAUGUACAUCAAUUCACUCAGAAAACACAGAUUUGAACACUUACAAAUUUGUUUACUCAAUGGCGAAAUGUCAAAAAUGUUGAAUGUUAACCAGUAUCAAAACAGUACAAAUGUAUUUCAUUUUCAAUGUCUGCUGAGAACUUUUCAGUCUGAUAACCUUUGACCUGUGUGAUUGAAUGCUAGCUUUCAGCUUUUUCAUGUUACGACCAGUUUUCAAUUUUCACCAAUUAAAGAAACCAAUUACUGUAUUUCAUAUGAUAAUUGAAAUGUAAGGAUGACAUUUAAAGUGUAUGUAUAGUACAUGAUGACUUGUUGUAUCUAGUCAAUGUGUUUAUGUGUAUACAAUAAAAUAAUGAAAUCUAUUCAGGUGUGAUUGUAUGUUUAAGAAGUGACAUAGUCUGUUAAUAUGUGAUUACAUAUGAAAGCUGCCAUGAGAAAACAACCAUAUGAAAGCUGCCACGAGAAAACAACCCUUGACGUCAUUUUACAAAUGACAUCAGCAAAGUUAACGUUGUCUUUGAUGUUAAAAAAAGGGAAUUACCCUUGAAAACUUAAAGAUAAAUAUGAAUAGUUAACAAUAAGAAAAUUAAAAAAAUUAAAAUAUUUAUUUCAAGAACUAUAGAAUUGUUAAUAUGUCAAUUAAAAAAGGUAAGUGACAUUAAAGGGUUGUUUUGUCAUACAGGCAGUCAAUUAUUAUAAUGGUGUUACACAGUCUGUUUAAAGAUGAACUUCCUAGUGUGAGAGGUAUGCAGUUUUCUUGAGUCAUCACUGAAAAAAAGAACAUUUAAAAUAAAACAAUUUUUUUUUUUGGUGAAUUUAAAUUCAAAAUUGAGAUACUUGUUCAUUUACAUUGGGGAUUUAAAGUAUUUUAGGAUUUUGAUGUAUGUAUGUAAUUAGGCAUAAAUAAGGGUAUACUUAGCUGCCAAUCUUCUUUUUGUUUUUGUUCAUUUGUAUAUGCUUGACAGUUCUUGUUAUAGAUUACGAAGGGAGUUAAUUAUAUUAAUAUUUAGGGUAUAUUUUUUCAGCAGUAGCUUCCCUUUAUUGAGUCAGUUAUUUUGUUGUUGUUUUUUUUACAUUUUAUUUAUUUCAGAAUUCAUAAAAAUUGUGCUUGAAUGGCAUGGAGUGUUUCUAAAAUCUCAUAUUAAUUUUGUUUUAUGUAUCAAACAUUUAUGUCUAUAUUUUGUACUUUUUUGUUAAAAAAACUUAUAUUUCAAAGACAUUGUGCAAAGUUUGAACUAUUGAAAUGCUUUCUUUUCUGUCUUUGAAUUAUUCAUGUCAUAUUCUGGAAUCAUUUACAUGUAUGUAUGUUCAUUGUUUUUAAAGUAAAGAGGGUAUUUUCUAGUUUGUCUUUGUAGAAAUGUUUUAUGUAUUUAAAGUCAUAUAAUGUUUUCCACAGAUCUGCAAUGUUUUUGUUGUUUGUUUGUUUUGUUUUUUGUGCUUUUUUCAUAUAAGAUAAUUAUGUGUUGCCUUUUUGCAUCAGUCAUUGACUUAAUUAAAAGAAAAUGUGUAUUUAGUUUUGGAUAUAUAUUUGUAACAUAAUGUAUAUUACAAUAAUACUUGUUAGUAUGUACAAGUGUUAAUAAUGCAAUCUCAAUUUGUAAAAGAAAGAUUAUUAUAAUUCUUAACCAUUAACUGGCUGGAACCUAAAGAUACAGUAGGCUUAACCAUUAGUAUAAUAGAGCCAGGCCAGCCUGUACAUCAGUGCAGACUGACCAGGCUCUCCUGUUAGUUGACCUACUUUUAAUGUGGCCUUCAGCUUUUAUUAUUAUUUUAUAACAAUUCAGUGUUGUUUCAAACUAAGUAUUUCAGUAAUUCUAAAUGGAAUAAUGCGUCAUAUCACUGCUAAGUCUACUUCAAAAAAGCAUCCGUGAGCUAUUUAUAACAUGUCAGUGACGUUCGUUUCCAAAAAUAGAAGAUCAGGGAAACAAAUCAUCUGCUUUACUAAUUUAAAUAUAGAGAGCAGAUGAUUAGAGGUAUUAAGGGGUUUCCUUAUUGUCAAUGUAUUUAUUGUAGGCAUGCAUCAUUUUACACCUUAUUACUUUUGAUUUUACAAUUAAAUGAAACGAUUUACCUUAGGAAAAGCUGAAGGCCGCUUUAAGUUACUAGAAUUGAUAAUUGACAGUUCAAACAAAUUCAGUGAACAGCUUGACAAGAUCAUUCAAGGAAUUCAGUAGGUUAAAGGUUAAGUAUGAACAUGAUAAAAUUGACACCAAAUGUUGUUCAUGAUGUCAUGUUAAAAUGAUGUUGUUUUUGUUUAUUUAUAAGGAACACUAGAAUUUUAAUGAAAACCAUUUAAAUUUGUUAUGAUAGUGUAUCUUAUAUAUCUAUUUUAUAUACUUUGUACACCAAUUAUAAUAGUGCUUAUGUAGUGUAUCUGAUGGUGUCUUGGCUAAUGAGAUAAGGCUACUAAUAUAAAGUGGCUUGACCCAUUCUGCUAUUGAUGCAAACCCGAAAGUGAACAGAUUUAGUGCCACAUUGUUUUGAUGUUUUGAAGAUUUUUGAAUAUCCCACCAAACUUUUUAUAAUGCAAAGUAUCAACUUUCUAAGUUUAUAUACUAAACAUAAAAAUGCUUCCAUUUCAUGAAGUGUGUUGUCUGUAUUGUACAAACAUCUGCUGCAGUAGAUUCCAAUGUUGUCUGUUGCACAGAUAUAUACAUGUCUUGUGCACUGGUUUGUAUAGGUUGUCCGCUGCACAGAUAGAAUCUAUGUACAUGUGUAUGUGUUUGCUGUACAGAUUUGUACCUGUUUUCUUGCAUAUCAGACAGGAUUAUCUACCGUUUACACCAGUGUUAGAAAACCCCCUCAUGUAAGACAAAUCGCGUGCUUCAAAUGACGUCAUUGCCACGAGACAUGUUCAUACGCUACUAUAAGAAAAAAGAGCGUAAUGAGAAUAUCAGUUUUCGUAAUUUCUGUUCUAAAAAUAAUUGACAUGUGAUAUGCAAGAAAAAGAAUCAAACACCGGCUGUUGGUACAGACAUGAAUAUCUAGCUCAAGGGUAACUGUUAAGCGGAAACUUGGCAGAGCCUCGUUACCGCCGUAAACAGUUACCCUCAAGCUAGAUAUUCAGGUCUGUACCGGUAGCCAGUGUAAGAGUCUAAAAGUCUGCAGCACAGAUAGAAUCUAUGUACGUGUCUGCUGCAGAGAUUUGAACAGAAUAUCUGUUGCACAGAUAUGUACAAUUUCAUUUUUCUGCUGAACAGAGAUAAACAUGUUGUCUGCAGAACAUAGAUGCACAUGCCUGAUGCAAUGGAUCCUUAUGUCAACACUUGCUUAGAUGUACAUUGUUUACUGCUGCGAUACAUGUACUAGUACAACAUUUACUGGUACAACAUGUUUGCUACGACUAUCAAGUUGUAUGUAACUAUUUUAUGGUGCUUCAUGGUGCUUCUCCACACAUUCCCUUAUUUUCUACUUUUACAUGUACAUAUAUUUUAAAUCAAACAUAUUGUUGCUCACUUAGUGUUGUAGGCUUAUUUUCUUUGCUGGACUAUAUUUUUAUUCUUAAACACAAAGGAAAUUAUGUUUCAUGGUAGUUAAAUGCAUACACUUGUUAAUUAUAAGCAAUAUUCAUUGUUCAUUUGAAGAAAUACAUAUUUUGAGAGGUAAUGAACCUUUAAGGAAAUGAGCUUAUUUUCAUAUAGACAGAAUUAAAACUUUGCAGCAUCUUAGAAAAUGAAAAACAGAAAAAAUCUUUAACAUACAUGUACAUGUAUUUUUGUUAAGUUCAAGGACAGAUAACCCAUAAUUAAGCCAAGCAUGGCCUUAUUCUGUCAAGGCAUAGUAAAAAAAAACAUAUUCAUUUCUCUCAUUUCAUGUAUAGAUGUGCAGACAUGAAUAAAUGUACAAUCUGUGUACUUUGUAUGUAGUUAUGUUUUGUUUAGUUCAAGUUUAAAAUUUAAUGAAGGGUCUGAGGUAGAUGUUAUUAUCUAAACAGAUACCAUUUUUAGCUCGACUUUUCUAUGAAAAGGGGAGCUAUCCUACUCGCCCCGGCGUCGGCGUUGGCGUCACACCUUGGUUAAGUUUUUCGUACCACCCCACUUUAUUUCAGAAGUAUUACAAGUAUGGCUUUGAAACUUACCAUACUUGUUCACCAUCAUAACCUCCAUCUACAGACAAGAGUACAUAACUCUGUCAAGGUUUUUGACAGAAUUAUGGCCCUUUUUUGACUUAGAAAGUGUAUUGAGCUUGGUUAAGUUUUUUGUACCACCUCACUUUAUUUCAAAACCAUUGGAGGUAUUGCUUUGAAACUGACCAUACUUGUUUACCAUCACGACCUUCAUCAACAGACAAGAGGACAUAACUCUGUCAAGGUUUUUGACAGAAUUAUGCCCCUUUUUGACUUAGAAAAUACAUUGAAUAUGGGUAAAAUCCACUUAUUGCCUUAACCCUUUGAGAUAUUGCUUUGAAACUUUUAAUGCUAUUUCACAUCAUUACCCCCAUCUGUACGCAAGAGAAGGUAACUCUGUCAAGGAUUUGUUUUAAAAAUUAAGGCCUUUUAUCGACUUAGAAUCUUGGUUAAGUUUUUAGUACCAGUCCACUUUUUGACUGAACUGUUUGAGAUAUUAAUUUGAAAGUUGGAAUACUUGUUUACAAUCAUGAUUCCCAAACAUGUCCAGGAGAAGGUAAUUCUGUCAAAGAUUUUAUUUGAAUUAUGGCCCUUAACUGUCAAUGUUUUGUAUUAUAGGCAAGCACUAAAAAACUUAAAAAAUCUAAAAAAAUUCAUUCCUAUCCACUUGUUCACUUUACCAUAAAUUAUGUCAUAAUAAAAUAAUUCUUCACUAAAUAUCUUAAUGCUCAUGGCCAUUGUUCACUUUAAAAAUACAGAGAUUCUUGUAUUGCCUUUUACUGCAAAAACUUUUUUUAUUGGCAAGCAAUAAAAAAGUCGAGCGCGCUGUCUUACGGACAGCUCUUGUUAAUAUUUCUACUUCUGAUGAUUUUUAGUAUCUUUAUGUUAACUGAAUAAAGGUAGAAUAUUUUUAUAGGAUUAUAAUUAUGAUCUUUUGUACUGUGACGCAGCAUUAAAUAAAAAAGAAAUACAAAAAAUUAGAUUUUUUUUUCAGACAUACCUUUCAUUAAUCAGCCUUUGAAAGGACCUUCAAUAGGGAAAUAAAUCAAAUUCAAGGACAGCUAACUGGAAACAAGGUCAUGGACCCAAAUUGUUUCCUCUUAAAUGUUUCUGCUAUCAUAUUUUUAACUUGUGCAAAGUUUGAACAGAUCAUGUGCGACAGUUUUCAUUUUAUCUAUAGAUCUCUUUGAAUCUUAAGAAACUAACAGUUAUAAGAAAUGAGUCUGCUGUUGACAUUAGCAAAUUUGUUAUCUCCCAACAUCUAACAUAGUACUUCUUUAAAUUCAGAUACCAUAACUAGAAAACCUAUGGUUGACAAUAUUGGUCAUUCAAAGUCAUUGAAAAUACCAUAACCACCAACAACACACACACUUUUGCCAUAAUUUUAUAAAAUGUAUUCAAAUCUUGUUUGAUACUUGUUUUAGAUGUUACAUGAUAUAUCUUAUUUGUACCUGAAAUUAUAUUCUUACAUUUUGAUAAAAAUAAAUGCUGCAUCAUUA
Messenger RNA from Ruditapes philippinarum (Manila clam), 7469 nucleotides. RefSeq lists its product as uncharacterized. The record is from RefSeq and is a predicted model, not a curated record. Lineage: Eukaryota; Metazoa; Mollusca; Bivalvia; Venerida; Veneridae.